Pelagomonas calceolata is the source of this 979-nucleotide messenger RNA. The record is from the annotation of a GenBank genome assembly. NCBI's taxonomy places the organism in Eukaryota, Pelagophyceae, Pelagomonadales, Pelagomonadaceae.
UUGCGGGGCAUGCUAAAAGGCCCGCGCGACAACCCGGCACCAAAGUUUGUGGCGAGUGGAACCACGAGGAAUUUAAAAUUUCUUGCAGCUGGUGCAAUUGCUGGUGUGGUGUCACGGACAUUAGUUUCACCCCUAGAGGUGGUCGCAACAAUUAACAUGGCAGCAGUGGGCUCAGUAGAUGGGCCCCGCGAUUCCCUUAUGCGCCUUUGGGCGGUAGAAGGAUUAGCUGGAUUUUACAAAGGGAAUGGAGCAAACUGCCUCAAGGUUGCGCCAACAAAGGGAAUUCAAUUUGUCUCAUUUGAGUUUUUUAAACGUCAGAUAUUGAUGCUUAAGCGAUGGCAUAACAUGCCUGAGAUCUUAGAACCAGUCGAACGACUGAUAGCAGGCGGCUUUGCAUUAUGCAGUGCCACUUGUAGCUCAGCAACAUUAUGUUUUUGGUCUGUAGGCUGGCAUGAUCGCUGCAGCCUGCGUAUAUCCGCUCGAGACUGCGAAAUCCUUACUUACAAUUGAGCGUGGGCGCUAUGGGGGCAGCAUCUUUAACUCGCUGAAAGCUGUGGUUGAUGAAAAUGGGUUGGUGGCUCUCUAUCGUGGUCUCGUGCCCACUCUUAUUGCGAUGUUUCCCUAUGUUGGUGUUGAAUUCUGCACAUACGAAACCCUGCGCUCAGUUCUAUCCUCUCGUUGUAAUGCCAGUGCUAUUCAAACAAUGAGUCUAGGCGCAUUUGCUGGCACAGUUGCUCAGGCCAGUUGCCAUCCACUUGAUGUUGUGCGUAAGCGGCUUCAGCUGCAAGGCAUAGGAGAACGGCCCGUGAAAUUUAAUAAUAUGUUUGAUGGGCUCGCGGGCAUCUCAAAAGCGGAGGGCAGACGGGGGCUUUACAAGGGCCUCAAACCUGCCUGCCUCGCUACUCUCCCAAGCACUGGAUGUUCCUAUGUUGUGUACGAAUAUGCAAAAGGAAUCUUUGGCAUCGGCUCGGUUACGUAG